Coffea arabica (coffee) is the source of this 822-nucleotide messenger RNA. NCBI's taxonomy places the organism in Eukaryota, Viridiplantae, Streptophyta, Magnoliopsida, Gentianales, Rubiaceae. The record is from RefSeq and is a predicted model, not a curated record.
ACCUCUGUUUCCUUCAGUUUUCCUCCCACUCCUUGCUUUCCUUUCCCGGAAACCUCCCUUUUCUGCAUCACCACUGUACCCAAAGCCUCCAUAAAAGAAACCCUUUUGACUUCAAGUUCUGCUUCACUCAGUGAAAUGGAUAAAAUGCUGAGCGUAAAUCAGAAAAAGACAAACAAACAGCCCAAAAACAAGAAAAAGCCAGUCAAGGUUGUGUACAUAUCAAAUCCCAUGAAGGUGAAGACUAGCGCCUCAGAAUUUAGAGCUUUGGUGCAAGAACUGACUGGCCAAGAUGCCGAUAUGCCGGACCCCACGAAGUAUUCGGACACAGACAGUGUCGGUGGCAGCUGCCAGGAGGAGGUUUCUACUGAAUUGAAGACUAUGGAGGAUGAUCAAGUAGUUCAACAACCACUGGUGCAACCCAAAAAUGAAAUGCCAGAAAGAGCUGAUUGCAAUAUAUAUGGAACAUGUGACCGUGAGGAUGAUGAUCUUUUGUUUAUGCCUGAGAGUUUUCCUGGAUUGGUUGCUUCAAAUUUGUGGUAUGGGGCUAGUAUUCAUGGUGAUGAGCUCAAAAGUCUUUUUUGAUAUAAUGUAAGUUUGGUUUACCCUUUAGGGUAAGUUGAUAUGGUAUGGUUCAUGGGUAAAUAUGAUGCUAGCUAGGUAAUUAAUUAACCUUGUUUGUGUCUGUAAUUCUGUCUGUAACAAUACCUACUUCAAAUAAAUAAGUGCAGCAACUGAAAGACAGGCUUGCUGAUCUCUUUCCUAGUCAAGAUCCAGCUCAAUUGCUCAAGAAAAAGUUUGCCUUCGUCAAUGGCUUGAGAUCUA